AUGCCUGUAGCUUUAUCUACAGUGUCAUCAAUAAUUAACACACAUGAAGUAUUAUUAGGAACGGCUUUAGGUAACAUACGUGAUCAGUAUGGUAUAGCACAUCAAGUUCGCAUCCUUAUUGAUUCAGUGUCACAAAUAAGCGCUAUGACAGCAGCAUGUGCCAAGCGGUUAGGUCUGCAUGUGGCUAAGUGGACAGCUCCUGUUAAUGGAUUGGCUGGAGUAUCGGUUCCACAAGUACAAGGUAUUUUGAAGUGUGAUGUCACUCCUAGGCACUCAGAUGAUCCAUCUAUUCCAGUGCAAGCCUUGAUUUUACCAUCUAUUACCUGUGAUAUUCCUAGAUGUCCCAUACCUGUUGACAUAAAGAAACGUGUUGAACAUCUUGCCUUAGCUGAUCCAACUUUUGAUGUUAGUUCCAGUAUAGAUGUUUUAUUAGGUGCUGAUGUGUAUCCGCUUGUCUUGGAUGGUAAGCAAGUAUCUUUGGGCAGUUUUUUACCUGCAGCUUUUAGUUCCAUUUUUGGAUGGGUGAUAAUUGGAUCUGUUGGUGUAGCAAGUAAUUUGAAUGCACCGCAAGUUUGUGUGGCUUCUUUGUCAGUGUCAUUGGAAGAAUUGGUCUCUCGAUUUUGGGAGGUUGAAGAACCUGAAACCUGUGGUCCUCCUGUGACUGAAGACGAUAACUGUGAGGCCAUUAUUCAGAAAAAUAUGAACAUUGACGAUUGUGGGCGUUAUUGUGUUCCUUUGCCUUUUCGUCAUUCUAAUUCCAAGUCUCUGUUGAAAGGUUCUCGCAAAAUGGCAUUGAAACGUUUUGAAAAUUUAGAGAAACGUUUGUGUUCAAAUGAAACGUUAGCUGAAGCUUAUCGGUCCUUUAUGCGUGAGUAUGAAUCGCUUGGUCACAUGCAUGAGACUUCUAAAGUUGGUGACUACUAUAUACCACAUCACGCGGUUGUCAAACCCGGACUGGACGGUCAGGAUAUAAGGCUAAGAGUUGUUUUUGAUGCGUCAGCACGUGCACCAAGUGGAUAUUCACUUAAUGAUUGCUUAUUUCCAGGUCCUAAGUUACAAUCUGAUAUUGUCAAUGUGUUGGCUCUAUUCCGAACCUAUAAGUAUGUGUUUUCAUCCGAUAUCUGUAAAAUGUAUCGUCAGAUUAAUGUGUUGCCUGAGCAUCAAAGUUUCCAACAUAUCCUGUGGCGUGAUUCACCAGAAUGUGAUCUUAAAGAAUUUGAAUUAUCAACAGUAACUUAUGGUGUGACAAGUGCCCCUUAUUUGGCCAUUCGUGUGCUCCACGAAGUUGCCAAUAAGGCUAUUGAAUUUCCUGCUGUUCAGCUUGCUCUCCGUGCUCAUACAUAUGUUGAUGACAUAUGCUCUGGAGCGGAUAGUUUAGAAGAGGUACUCAACCUGCAGCGAGAUCUCACCGCGGUUUUGGGUCAAGUUGGGUUUGAGUUGAAGAAAUGGGCGACUAAUUGUUCAGUUUUAAGUAACCAGAUUCCUAAAGAAGAUAGAACUCUCGGAGCCACCGAGUUUGCAGAAGAGGUUCCUGGACUGUUGAAUAUCCUUGGAAUGGUAUGGAAUCCGGUAAAAGAUGAAUUUUCUUAUAUUACCAAACUGUCUGAAAAUAUCAUGACAAAACGUGGAGUGCUUUCGUCAGUCGCUCGACUAUUUGACCCGUUGGGUUUUCUCGCCCCCAGUAUUUUGUUGGCGAAAUCAAUUAUGCAGCUGUUGUGGAAGGAGAAAUGUGGCUGGGACGAUGCUUUACCAGCGGAGAUUCAACGUCAAUGGUUAUCCUUUGUCAGUCAAUUACCGUCUUUUUCAGAUGUCAAAAUUCCUCGUUCAAUUAUUGCACCACCUAAUGCCCGUGUCCAACUACUUGGUUUUAGUGAUGCGUCAUUGAAAGGUUAUGCGGCUCUUGCCUACCUACGUGUGGUGGACGAUGAUAGUAUUGUGCAUGUAUAUUUUCUUGGAGGUAAGACGAAAUUAGCUCCUAUAAAGUCUAUGUCAGUCCCACGGCUUGAGUUAUGUGCAGCUGCAUUAUUGGCUCGUUGGCUGGCUAGAUGGAAGACAAUUUUGAGUGAUCGGUUUGUAAUCAAGGAAAUAUUUGCUUGGACUGAUUCUACUAUAGUUCUCUCUUGGUUAACAACGCCUCAAGUUAAAUUUAAAAUUUUUGUCACAAACCGAAUUGGACAAGUCCGGUCCUUAGUACCUGAAUGUAUUUGGUUAUAUGUGCCGACUCAGAUGAACCCAGCAGAUUGUGCAUCCCGUGGAAUGUUGCCCUCUGAGUUAGUAUUUUGUUCUUUGUAUUGGCAGGGUCCCGAGUUUUUAAGAUGUCCGUCAGCUCAAUGGGAAUGUACUUUUCCUUGUAUUAAUGUUGCAGAAUUACCAGAAGUAGUUCAGAGUACCACUGUGGUGUUAGUUGCACAAUCAGAAGAGGAGUGGUUAGUUCAGUGGUCAUCUUAUACUCAAUCUAUUCGUAGGAUGGCUUGGAUUUUGCGAUUUUACAAACGUUUCAAUGGUCAUCAUUAUUCAUCGGCGAUCUUGAGUCAAAAGGAAUUAGAAGAGGCACUCAUGGCAUUGGUUAAAGUUUCUCAAAGAUACUAUUUUGCUCAGUUAAUCCAAGAAUUGCACAAUCAAUUGUCAAUCAUAAACCGUUAUUUAUCUAAAUUAGCACCUUUUUUAGACGAGUCUGGAGUUAUACGAGUUGGAGGUC
This is a messenger RNA of Daktulosphaira vitifoliae (grape phylloxera), 2698 nucleotides long. RefSeq lists its product as uncharacterized. The transcript has a single exon. Lineage: Eukaryota; Metazoa; Arthropoda; Insecta; Hemiptera; Phylloxeridae. The annotation marks the transcript as partial. The record is from RefSeq and is a predicted model, not a curated record.